Penicillium diatomitis is the source of this 513-nucleotide messenger RNA. Its product is annotated as Indoleamine 2-3-dioxygenase. Gene Ontology annotation, molecular function: heme binding; metal ion binding; indoleamine 2,3-dioxygenase activity. The record is from RefSeq and is a predicted model, not a curated record. NCBI's taxonomy places the organism in Eukaryota, Fungi, Ascomycota, Eurotiomycetes, Eurotiales, Aspergillaceae. The transcript has a single exon. The coding region runs from base 1 to 513 and encodes 170 amino acids. Gene Ontology annotation, biological process: 'de novo' NAD+ biosynthetic process from L-tryptophan. Gene Ontology annotation, cellular component: cytoplasm.
AUGCGCGACUAUAUGCCCGGCUCCCACCGUCGGUUCUUACAAGACGUCGAAGCAGUUGCGAACAUUCGCUCAUAUGUUGAUGAUCGGCGCACGGGUUUUGCUUUGCAAUUCGCGUACGAUACCUGUCUGUCAAUGCUACGAGAGAUGCGCGACCAGCACAUUCAGGUCGUUUGCCGCUACAUUGUUGUCCAGUCCCGUGUAAACCAACAGGCACCGCCGUCCGGUACACAUCCUAUGGUGAUAGAUUCAGCUACUAUGGUUCCGGGAGAUCGCAAAAUACUUCGUGGUACAGGUGGCACAGCGCUCAUUCCCUUCCUUAAACAAGCCAGGGAUGAGACAGCGGAGCCUGUCAUCGAUGCAAGGGCGCGACGACUGCUGAGCCACAAGCCCGGUUCACUUGAACCGGCCUCGUUGAAUAAGGUCGGAGAGCAACCGGAUGAUCAUCCUCAACUGGUUGAUCCUUGCGGGAAAUGGACGGCUGGCCAUAGCGAAGGUGGCAUCUGCCGCUGGUGA